CACUGAGGAGCUCGAUCGACCAAUCGCGGAGGAGGUCCGCCCUCUGACGUCACAGCAGCGCUUCCGCCCGCGGACAAACAGUCAGAUGAUAAUCGGGACAUUUGAGUGAAACAUUAUCAAACAGCUGCAGCGGACAGACGAUGCUGUGUGUGUUGGUGUGUGUGUUUUUGCUCUCCGGUCCGGCAGAAAGCAGCCCGUCUGCUCACAGACUCUCCGAUGCCCACCGACGCUUCGAUGUACGAGAGCAGCUGGACCCUGAAGUACACAUGAACAUUUCAGAGAUCAUCAGGCGGUGGGGCUACCCUGCAGAGGAGCACGAGGUGGUGACGGAGGACGGAUACAUCCUGACCGUCAACAGGAUCCCACAGGGACUCAAACCCACCACAGGUGUGCGCCCGGUCGUCUACCUGCAGCACGGCCUCCUGGCUGCGGGCAGUAACUGGAUCACUAACCCUCCUAACUCCAGUCUGGGCUACGUGCUCGCUGACGCCGGGUACGACGUGUGGCUCGGAAACAGCCGAGGAAACACCUGGUCCAGGAAACACAAGAGCCUCAGACCGGAGCAGGACGAAUUCUGGAGAUUCAGUCAUGACGAGAUGGCUCUGAAGGAUCUCCCGGCUUCUGUAGACUACAUCCUGAAGGUGACGGGUCAGGAACAGAUCUACUACAUCGGACACUCUCAGGGGACCACAAUAGCAUUCAUGGCGUUCUCCACGCUGCCUGACCUCGCCAGUAAGAUCAAACUGUACUUCGCUUUGGCUCCUGUAGCGACCGUCGAGUUCACCAAGAGCCCGAUGACCAAACUGUCCGUCCUGCCCGAGUUCCUCAUCUGGGACCUGUUCGGUAAGCAGGACUUCAUGCCUCAGAGUCACAUGAUCGAGUGGUUUGCAGAACACGUGUGUGGGGAGACGAAGCUCAGAGAGCUGUGUGGAAACAUCUUCUUCAUCCUCUGCGGCUUCGACGAGAAAAACCUCAACGUGACUCGCACUCCCGUCUACACCACACACUGUCCUGCAGGAACCUCAGUGCAGAACAUGAUCCACUGGUCCCAGGCCGUUCAUGGAGGACGGCUGAGUGCCUAUGACUUUGGAGUUGCAGGAAACAUGAAGCACUACAACCAGUCCACCCCCCCUGUGUACCGCGUCCAGGACAUGAAGGUCCCCACCGCUGUCUUCUCGGGGGGACAGGAUACGCUGGCGGACCCCGAAGACAUGGCCAUCCUCCUCACUCAGGUGACCAACCUGGUCUUCCAUAAGCACAUCGAUCACUGGGAUCAUCUGGAUUUUAUUUGGGGCAUGGACGCUCCGGAGCAGAUGUUUCGAAGCAUCCUGAAGCUGCUGCAGGAACACCGCUAGAGGGCGCCAUACUUACUGUGUAUGUGUAUGUGUGUGUGUGUGUGUGUGUGUGAUACUGUGAUCAUGUGCACACCUAUAGUACAAUUAGGGUACCACAGCUUUAUGUGAAAGGUGAACAGUAUGAACGACUUUUAAGGUUUUAAUAAGGAAAUUUAACAAGUGCAUUUUAUAGAUGUGUGUGUGUGUGUGUGUGUGUGUGUGUGUGUGUGUGUGUGUGUGUGUGUGUGUGUGUGUGUGUGUGUGUGUGUGUGUGUGUGUGUGUCUGUGUUUUUAAGCCACUUUGUUUUACUCUUUCUUCACGUACAUGUACUGUACUUCAAGCGGGGUGUAACGAUACGCUCAACUCACGAUACGAUUUUCUAAUUUUUAUUCCAAAAAAUUAGAUUGAAGUCGAUUAUCCAAAUAAUUACAACUUUAUUACAACUCUUUGGCAGUAAAAUGCUUAAUAUAUAUAUUUUGUUACUUUUACGCCUCUCUUCUUCAGCUACUGGUGUCAAUCAAGAGAAGCCAAAAGCAUCUACGCUCUCUGCUGGUUAAAAACGAGUAUUGCAAUUUAGUUUUUGUCUAAUCGAUUUAAAUCGUCCUUUAUUUGUGUUAAUUUUUAAAUGUAUCGAGAGGUAUCGUUACACCCGUAUACUUCAGUGUUAACCAGCUCUGUUCUGUAAACUGCUGAGCUCAGAAACAAACCUGCUGCCGGAAAAUGUUUGUAAACAUUAGACAUUAAUUUAAUUUAAUCUUUUUAGACACUAUUUGUUUUUUAUUAACUCUAAACUGUCAUGUGACCUGCAGAAACACGAAACAGUCUCACAGCCUCGUUGAAUAUGUUUAGGUUUGUUUUUGUGUUCAACCUGUGAGGAAUCAAACUUUCUGCUGGAUGUCAGAACGUUUUUUAUUUUAUUUACUCAAACAUAGUCAGUUUGAUAACAGCAGCACUUGGAGGCUGUUUGAGGAACUACAGUGUCAGCUCCGAGGCUGCUGAUUGGUCGAAACUCAGUUUUAGAUUUAGAUGUUAAAAAGUGGAUUGAUAGCAAACAUGUUAAUCUGACUGAAAUCCUACUUAUAUGAAUUUAUUAAAGUUGGACUAACACACCUGG
This is a messenger RNA of Labrus mixtus (cuckoo wrasse), 2449 nucleotides long. It is a transcript of the gene lipf, whose product is annotated as lipase, gastric. The coding region runs from base 141 to 1355 and encodes 404 amino acids. NCBI's taxonomy places the organism in Eukaryota, Metazoa, Chordata, Actinopteri, Labriformes, Labridae. The transcript has 11 exons. The record is from RefSeq and is a predicted model, not a curated record. Gene Ontology annotation, molecular function: hydrolase activity, acting on ester bonds.